ACAUAUAUUUUUUUUAUAUAAUCGGACAUUAUUAUUACAUUUGCUAUAAUUUCAUUGUUUUUUAUUUAGGGGAUAUAUUUGUUGCUUUGUCUAAGUUGUCAAUGCUUUAAAAUACGACAAAGGUAGUUUUAAUGCCUGUGCCCAAAAACAAAUAUACACGGUAUCAGUAUUUUACAACAGCAAGACGUAGAAAGUCGAACAAAAAACUGAUUUUUUUGUACAGGGUUGUUACUCAAUAUAAGAAUCAACCCCUGUUGAUUUACUGAAUUAAAGUUAACAUUAAUAAGAAGCAGAGACUUGGUUUUAAUAAAAAUUCACGUGCAUAUCAAAAUAGUAACAUAGCUGAAAUUAAGAAGAGUAAUUGUAAUUGCUAUCCUUUUUUUUAAAUAAUUAAAAAAGAUGUCUUCGUCAUUUUUCUUAAAGAAGGAAUCUAAAAUUAAUAAAAAACGGAAGCAGACACUAGAAGUUAAAAAAGCGGGGAAGUUAUCUAAGAAAUUUAGUAAUGAAGCUAAGGUUUCUAGCAGUAAAGAUGAUGAGGAAAUUGCCAGUGAUGAUGAGUAUCCUAGUGGCAAUGAAGCUAUUGGUAAUAAUAACAAUUUAACGUUUUCCUCUGAUGAAGCUGAGGAAGAAACGCCCCAGGAUAAACGCUUGCGUUUGGCCAAACAAUAUCUCGAAGAAAUUGAAAAACAAGAAUUGGAAAAAGCAAAAGACCGUCAACUGCACGAUCAAGUCUCACAAAGACUACAAACCGAAUAUCUGGAUAGUGUGGGGAAGUUGAGAAAGAAUAUCGCUGCUAGUAUAUAUGGCUACGAUGUCGAAAAUGUUGUUAAACUAAAGCACAAAAAACAACACCUCACCUUAUGCUCCUUGGCAUUAGCGCCCGACGGGCAAAUUCUAUUUUCCGGCGGUAAAACCCAAUAUGUGCUAAAAUGGAAUUUGAAAAAUAAUCGCGUAGUGGGAAUGUUCAAUGUAGAACCCUAUAAUGAGGAUAUUAACAAAGGCGUACUAAAAAGACGUUCACAUGUAAUAGCUAUGUGCAUAAGUAGCGAUAUGCGUUACUUGGCUUUGGCUGAUAAUGGCAAAACGAUACAAAUUUGGUGUCCCAAGGAAUUAAAGCAUUUGAAAACAUUUCAUGGUCACAGAGAUGUUGUAACCUGUUUGGUGUUUCGCAAAGAUACACAUGAAUUAUACUCAGGAUCAAAUGACCGUUCUGUCAAAAUAUGGUCACUAGAUGAAAUGGCUUAUGUGGAGAGUUUAUUUGGCCAUCAAGCCGGCGUCACUGGUAUAGACGCUUUAACACGUGAACGUGCUAUUAGUUCAGGCGGACCCGAUUGUUCUUUGCGUAUUUGGAAAAUAACUGAAGAGUCCCAGUUGGUAUACAACGGCCACCAAGAUCGUAUUGAAUCCGUUAAAUUUUUGAAUGAUGAAAACUUCAUAUCGUCAGGAAUGGAUGGUUCCCUUUGUCUUUGGUCGGCGUUAAAGAAAAAAUCCCUUCACACCGAAUUCCUGAGUCAUGGCCAACAAGCAAACGGUGACGCGAAUUGGCUAACGGCCAUAGCCUGCGUAGUUAAUACCGACUUAAUAGCCUCAGGUUCUUGUGAUGGAUUUAUACGAUUAUGGCAGGCCUCCGAUCAUUAUCGGAAAUUAAAACAAAUACUCAAAAUACCCGUCGAAGGUUUUGUCAACUCCUUGACUUUUAAUCAGGAAGGUACAAGACUAUUCGCUGCGCUAGGUCAAGAGCAUCGUCUCGGUCGUUGGCUGCGUCUAGCUGAAGGAAAAAAUCAAAUUGUUAUCAUCGAUCUGCUACGGAAUCAAACCAGAAAAGAUGGGAAUAAAUAAAUUUUAUUUAUUGUUAAGUUU
Glossina fuscipes is the source of this 1860-nucleotide messenger RNA. It is a transcript of the gene U3-55K, whose product is annotated as U3 small nucleolar RNA-interacting protein 2. The record is from RefSeq and is a predicted model, not a curated record. The transcript is spliced from 5 exons. NCBI's taxonomy places the organism in Eukaryota, Metazoa, Arthropoda, Insecta, Diptera, Glossinidae. Bases 400 to 1839 code for a protein of 479 amino acids. Gene Ontology annotation, molecular function: snoRNA binding; protein binding. Gene Ontology annotation, cellular component: small-subunit processome.